Messenger RNA from Homalodisca vitripennis (glassy-winged sharpshooter), 501 nucleotides. RefSeq names its product UNC93-like protein MFSD11. The record is from RefSeq and is a predicted model, not a curated record. The transcript is spliced from 3 exons. Lineage: Eukaryota; Metazoa; Arthropoda; Insecta; Hemiptera; Cicadellidae. The coding region runs from base 64 to 501 and encodes 145 amino acids.
GUUUGCCCCGUCGUGUUUUCCACAUGGAUCAGAAGACACAGGAAUGCUCGGAGAUCAAUUGUUAUGGUUGGCUGCACUGCUCAGCUAUUCACUUACCUCAUCACAUUCAUCAACCUACCAGACACUGCGGUGUUUGGCAACACUGACCAACCGAGCCUCAUAACACCGAGCGCAACGUUAGCCAUGACAGGCAGUCUACUUCUGAACUUCGGCGAUUCUUGUUUAAACACUCAAAUAUUCUCCAUUAUCGCCGACUUAUAUAGAGAUAGCAGCGCUGAGGCUUGUGCCUUUUAUAAGUUUUUCAAGGCAGUGUGCAUUGCUCUCAGUUUCUACUGUUGUAGCCACAUUGGGCUGCAUGUUCAAGUAGCAAUCCUGUCUGCGAUGGCUCUGAUUGGUGUUUUUUGUUUCUUCAUUGCCGACAGAGACAUCGUCACAGCUACUACUGGCAGUAAUACAGUCACUCAAGACACCGAAAACAAGUCAAAAUUAAGGAAAUCUUAA